Messenger RNA from Physcomitrium patens, 2681 nucleotides. Lineage: Eukaryota; Viridiplantae; Streptophyta; Bryopsida; Funariales; Funariaceae. The record is from RefSeq and is a predicted model, not a curated record.
UUGAGUGAGAUUGUGAGUCUCACCGUAAGUUUCAUCGGCUACCGAAAACACGAUUCUAUUCUUAGAUUCAGGGGAGUCAACGAUGUGAUUGUUGUGGUUUCCAUGAAGAGCCGCAAACCCUAAAAUCAGAUGCACAGCUUUGAAGGAAUUAGGGAUAUGUUUCAAGCCCUAGUUUCGGAAGCGUUAACGCGUAUCUGCACAAUUCCGAUAAACGCAUACUUAGGGUGGAAAUGGUGUUUGAAAUUGUUGCAGAAGGGCAUCAGAUUCAGGAGUUUUAGGUCACAGAGUUGGCCGAUUUUCUGUUUAACAGAUACAUCCUUCGAUGAACACAAUUCAGUCUUUUCUGUCGUAUGGGAGAUUUCGUGCCUUUCCAGGUUUCGGUUUUCGGAGCGAGGUAUAAAUGCCCGUGGUGUAUUGUGCAUACUGUGGCCAAAUUAGGUCACAGAUUGCCAUCGUCGCCUACUCGGUGACCAUUUCCCGUGGGAAUCGGCGAAUAUCUGCUUUGUUUCGGGCGCUCGAAACUGCCUCGAAUGAUUGCGUAAGAAAGCGUUGAGGAUCGUGGUGCGAUAGUAGGCAGGGAGUUGGGUGGAGCUGCAGCCGCCCCUUGGCGUUCUGGAGGCCGCCACCUGAAUCAUUAUGUGUGGUGAUAGAAUUUGAACUACAGAGAUCAUUUUGGUGGGUUGCAUCAUGGUGCUUGGGUUUAAGUUUUGAAGAAGAAGAGCCGGAAGGUCGAUUCUUCUGUCGAGUAUAUAGCGUUGACGGUGCAUGCAGGGAGUGGCGUGGGCUUGCGAUCAAGAGAGGAAGGGAUUGUUGGGUGUGUGAUCAGGGGAUUAAGGAGGGGCUUCCUUAGAGUGAAUUUGGCCCGAAAGGGUGGGGGGCGGCCGUGAGAGGCCGUGGGUGGAUGGAGCAAGCUGGCUACCGUAACAGAAGUCGUGGUGGUGUGCUCAGGGGCGGAUGCGGGGGUUACGGUGUGGGAUUUGCACUCCGGCCUUGUGUUAUCACACCUCCGCUCCUGCGCCUCGCCGCGCAAUGCACUCGCUCCCGUUGGAUCCCACUUUCUGGCGGCUGCCCAGGUGCCUAAGCCCUCGGGUGGAGCUGGAGGUGGCGCCAUCUACUUCUGGGCUUGGCACAAGAGUCAAGUAGCAUUUAAGAGCUAUCCCGUGGAGCCUAUCGGUCCUCUGGCGUGCACCAGCGAUGGAGCUUACCUUGCCGGUGGUGGUGCGUCUGGUCGAAUCUAUUUCUGGGAGGUGGCGACCGGGCGGUUGCUGAGGCUUUGGUCUGGCCACUACAAGAACGUCAGCUGCCUAGUGUUCUCUGAUGACGACUCGUUGCUCAUUUCUGGAGCGGAUGACGGCCUCGUUAAUGUCUGGCCUCUUAUCAGGGUUCUGGAUAUGGGAGAGGAUGGCCAAGGAGCAGACGGACAAGUUGCUGCGAUGUAUGGGUGGUCUGACCACACCUUGCCAGUUACAGGACUUGUUUCGGGCUCUGGUGGCUCUAGUGCUAUUGUCGUGUCCUGCUCUUUGGAUCACACAUGCAAGAUCUGGAGUCUUGCUCUUGGAACUCUUCUGAGGUCAAUCGUUUUCCCGACAGCAUUGAAUGCUAUUGUAUUAGAUCCUGGUGAAUAUGCGUUGUAUGCCGGCGGUGCUGAUGGCAGGAUUUUCACUACCGCUCUAAAUUUUGGAGUGCCUACCACGGCUGGAAUUUUGGCCGAUGGGAACCUUGGCACGGAUGCCGCUCUUAUUGGUCACAGUCGUGCAGUCACAUCGUUGGCCUUUAGUAUGGAUGGAGUGUCGCUGGUUUCUGGAUCUGAGGAUUGCACAGCACGUCUCUGGGACACAUCAAGUCGUCAAGUUCUGAGAACCUUCGCACAAUCUAAAGGACCCAUUAGUUGCUUGCUAGUGUUACCGCGAUCUUUAGUACAAUCUCAUGGUUCACAGCCGGGGCGAUCUGUGAAUAGGCGAGCUCCAACAAUUCCAGUGGCUCCAUUAAGCAAGUAUGUUGCGUCAGAUGCGGUGGCUCAUGAUGCGAACCCUUGGGAAGGACCCCUUGUUGUGCUUCCUUCUUCGUAUCCAGAAGAUGAAGAUUUUGAAGGUCAUUCAUAUAGCUACGUUGCCAUGGAACGCCAAAUUAAAGAGCUAGAGCAACGUGGAUCUACGGCAGCUAUGCAAAUGGAACUUGAAAGAUUAAGAUCGGAGUUGCGCCGGGCUUUGAAUAAUGGGCAGCAAUGGCAACAACUACAUCAGGAAUUGUAUUGCUUUUGUGUAGAUGAGUUAAUGGGUGGUAAUAAGGAGAGAGAUGAGGAUGAAGAGAAAGACGGAGAGAAAGAUAAGGAAAAAGAUAAAGAUAAGCUUAAAGGAAGAGGAAAGGUAGUCGAUACGAUGCGGGACAAGUAAAAUGUAGAGAACUGUGUUACCUAGUCAGAAUCUUCUUAUGUCCUGGUUUUGGAAAUUUAGCUGAAAAUAUUGCCACCUUUGCUGUUCUUACUUGGGAAGUAGCCGGGUCUAUUUCUAGUAGUCGUGUUUCAAAAACUCGUCACGGUGCCUCUUCUUAUUGAUGCAUGCGCCUGACAGUUGUUCACGUAGUCUUUUUUUGCAGUCCAAUGGAAAGAAUUCUGAAGUUAUUUGAAUGGAUGUUACCCCUGUACUUUGGAUAAAGAUCAUCUAAAAUGGAAUUACUGACAA